Messenger RNA from Corythoichthys intestinalis (scribbled pipefish), 3124 nucleotides. RefSeq lists its product as uncharacterized. NCBI's taxonomy places the organism in Eukaryota, Metazoa, Chordata, Actinopteri, Syngnathiformes, Syngnathidae. The transcript is spliced from 3 exons. The record is from RefSeq and is a predicted model, not a curated record. The coding region runs from base 1663 to 2364 and encodes 233 amino acids.
UUGUUUUUAAUUGUUAUUUCAUUCAGGCCCCUAUAAUCAACGCACGGUCGGAGCGAUUUAUCCUUCUUAUCAAUGAAAAAAAAACCCGCCCCCAAAGGGGAUUUGGACGGUCUGAUAAGCCCGGCCGCGAGAGACGAUGUUAUGUACUCAUUAAGGGCCUCCUGCUCCGGCUUGGACACCUGAUACAGUCUAGAGGAGGGCAAUUUAGAGUUGGGAAUCAGAUCAAUGGAACAAUCAUAGGGGCGAUGUGGUGGAAGUGACUGUGCUAGGUCCUUGCUAAAAACCAACUUGAGGUCAUGAUAUUCACUGGGUACUAAAGACAAGUCAAUUGGUGUUGGUUUACGAGACACAACUGCUCCCGGGGAAGCUGAGGCCGCACGCAAGCAAUGAGAGUGACAAUGGACACUCCAGUUAUCUAUUCUGGGGACCUCCCAGUUAAUGUCUGGAUUAUGCUGCUUAAGCCAGGUUAAACCAAGAACAACCGGAGCCAAUUUGGUGGGCAUAACAAAAAACGGCCGACGCUCACUGUGGUUACCAGAUACCACCAAGGUGAGAACGUCAGUCUCAUGUGUUAUGGUUGAAAUCAAGUCUCCGUUAAGGUCCCGUACCUCCCGGGGCUCCUUCAAUUUAAUUAGAGAACCACCAAGUGUGUCUAUGACUGAAUAAUCCACGAAACAGUCAUCAGCCCCCGAGUCGACUAAAACAGUUACCUUGCAACUGCGCUCUCCCCACGUUAUAAUCCCUGGUAAUUGUAGUCUCGUGUUCUUGAGCUGUUUGGCAGUCUUAGUAGCCGUGUGCGGGUACUCACAUUGAGGUGGUGGUGUGCCACUAGAGGGGAAAAGCCUCGCUGCGUGGCCACUGUCUGAUGUCGGUACCUGGGCAAGAUGGCCGCCGGAGGCUGCACGGGGAUUCGUGGGGCAGGAAGCGACGUGAUGGCCAGGUUCUCCGCAGUACAAGCAGAGCCGCGAUGCCAUGCGUCGGUGGCGCUCCCUUGCGGUGAGUCUCUUCCCGCCGAGCUGCAUAGGUUCCUCGUCAGUCGUUGGCUGCCAUUCAGGGUCCGACGAAGGAAGGGAAGCCGGACGGGAGACAGCAAUGCGCGCCGCUGGGGCAGCCCUCCCGAUGACUGCGUUUGUUGACCGGCCGUGCCACUCGACGCCUCUCUCGCGCUCUCGCUCUCGAAGUCGAUUGUCCAAACGUACCGCAAGUCCAAUAAGGUCCUCCAAAUCCGCUGCUUCAUCGCGAGCGGCUAGUUCGUCCUUCACAAGCGGAUUUAGCCCCCUCCGGAAUAUACAGCGUAAAGCUGCGUCAUCAAAGCCGCUCUCCGCAGCGAGAAUGCGGAAUGAGACCGAAUAGUCUGCGACGGAAAGUUUUCCCUGAGUUAGGUCUAGCAGGCGACUGCCAGCCUCCUUACCCCGAAUGGGGUGAUCGAAAACCCUCCUCAUCUCCCCAACGAAUUCAAGAAAGGAGUUACGAACUUCGGGGUACUGGUUGCUGAUUGCCAUGGACCACGCCGCCGCUUUUCCGGUUAGGAGGCUCAUAACGAACGCUACUCUGGAUCUAUCUGAGGAGUACGUGAGUGGUUGUUGGUCAAAAACUAGUGAACAUUGAUGGAGAAACUGCCCGCACGAGCCGGGUUCCCCCCCAUAGCGUGGUGGGUGCGGAAUGUUUGGCUCACGCAACGGAAUGGAAGCCGGGGCAGACGGCGCCACGAGGGGAACGUGCGCAGACGCCGCGGUCGCAGGUGAAGCGGAACGGUGGACAGGUCCCCACAAAGUCACUGAGAGGACGUCAUUCGCAACCUGGUUCAUAUCUCCUCUACCAGACCGGCAAAGACCCCAUCAGGCCAGACGCUUUCUCCACCUCGCGACCCACCAAGGUCCAACUAAGUGUCGGCUGACCCUUCUUGAUGACAUCAUUCAACAGAGAGCCAUCCUAGAGGCAAAGAUGCGAAACUUCACUCCGAGAAUGAUGAUGCACUCCUUCGGUUGGCUUUUUGGCCUUUCCCUACUUCUUAUCACAUCUGCCGAUGACUGCCCCGUUCCGGUAUCAACCGAGAUUGUGACCAUCGGAGCAUAUGGGGCGGAAUCCUCCACUUCAGUCACAACCAGCGGAGAAUGUGUAUCCAUCCCGGGAAACGAACAAGUGACUUUCGAGUUUGAUGCUUGUAGAUAUUAUCCGUGUGGCUGGGCUUCUAAAAGUCAUUAUUAUUUGUCUUCCAUCUCAUGGUCAUACGAGACAACAGUGGCUUAUUCAGGGAAUGACUGGCAGAUAUCCUGUCAAUCACGCCCUCGUCCUGUGGAAUGUGGGAAGAUGGCUGACCUGUCAAUCACACCCUCAUCUUGUGGAAUGUGGGAAGAUGGCUGACUCCAUCUCGUUGGUACGAGUAGGGGAGCUUGGUGCGGGCAACCCCAGACUUGCCUUAACGGUAGAUCUCAGAACUUUUAACUUGUCCUCUUUGAUCACAAUCACGACAUCGAUGCAGGGCAGUUUUAUCCUGAAAGAGAAAAGAUAUCGUCAUCGCACACACCAUAUAAUUGUUUGCAUUAGUCUAACACAUAUACAGUGUAUAGUCUAACACAUACAUAUGGUACAGGUUUUCGUAGGCACCGUCUAACUGUUUGCAUUAGUCUAACACACGUAAUAUAAUUAAUCAGGAAAUAGUAUCAUUUUCAUAUUUACGGUAGGACUACACUACUAAUAUAAAAUAAAUAGCACACCAUAGUUUAAUGAGAAGAAAUAGAAGAGAUACACAAUGCCGUCUUAUCACAAGAUUGACGCACCAACUCUGGUAAUCAGCUCUCCCAGCAAACUCCAAGGACAAAGCGCUUUGUCCUAAAACAAGUACAACCAGCCCGGACAGCAAAGUUGAUAGCGGGCGUCCCAAUCCGUGCACGAACCGAAGCCGCCCAAAACCGGCCACAGAGGGGAUGGCCCAAAAGCAACGCCCAGAAACGCCUUCGACAAGGCCCGCCUCAGCAAAGACUUUAAAAAGACUGGACACUGAGAUAAGACAAGAUUUUUUCUGCUCGGAAACAUAUAGCCUUGUUUUGGAUCCAGAAUGGUCCCUCCGUCGUCUGUUUUUGCCCUGUUUUUACCAUUGUCGACGAAUAAAUUGUCAACCUGU